Molecule: messenger RNA, 1209 nt
Organism: Oryza sativa Japonica Group (Japanese rice)
Lineage: Eukaryota; Viridiplantae; Streptophyta; Magnoliopsida; Poales; Poaceae
Product: putative disease resistance protein RGA4
Biological process (GO): defense response to fungus
Molecular function (GO): ADP binding
Source: RefSeq, a predicted model, not a curated record
AUGGCAUCUGCUGUACUAGUGUUUGCAGGGAGGUCAGUCGCAACCCCAGCGAUCUCCUUCUUUGUCAACAAGGCAUUCAGCUACCUGAACAAGUACCACAAGUCUGAAGGAUUGGGAGACAUGAAGAAAAGGCUGAAGAUGAACAUACCCAAGAUCCAAUCAGUGAUCGAUGUAGCUGAUCCUGAUUACAUCAAGGAGAGGAGUGAAGACCUUGAUACAUGGCUGUGGCAGCUCAGGGAUGCAGUUGAGAAGGCUGAGGAUGCUAUCGAUGAGCUUGAGUACUACGAGCUCAAAGAGAAGCAAAAGGAUCUAAAGGAUAGUCACCUGGGAUCUUCUUUUGCUAAGAUGAACCACAAAUUUUUCCAGUCUGUUAAGCAUGUUAAAAUGUUGGGUAAGACAUCUGAUUCCCCUCUCAAGAGGUUAAAGAAAGCCAUGGAAGAUUUAGAUGAGGCGGCUAAAGGCGUUGAGAAUUUUCUCACAGUUGUAGAUCAAAUCACAAGACCCAAUUUAAACAUUCCACAACGGCAUCAUUCGAUCAGUAGGUACCGUGAAACAGGAAGGAUGUUAACUGCUGAUAGGGUGUUUGGCAGAGAAAAUGAGAAGGAACGGAUUGUUGGAUGGUUGACUAGUACAUCAAGUGAAGAGAACGAAGUUGUCAUGAAUAAUAAUCCUGUCCCCAUUAUGUCAAUAGUUGGCCAUGGUGGCAUAGGGAAAACCACUUUGGCUCAGCUUAUCGCCAAAGAAAACAGGAUCAAGGAACAUUUUAAAACCGUGAUUUGGGUUUCUGUCUCUACAAAUUUUAAUGCAGAAACAUUGAUAAGUAAAAUAAUACAAUCUGUUACAUUAUCAAAACCUAGUUUCGAUACCUACGAUGCACUACAAGAACAUUUGGCAAGGACACUUGAGACCAUUAAAUAUCUUCUCAUUCUAGAUGAUGUCUGGGAAGAUAAGGAAAUCUCUGAGUGGGAAAAACUAUUUGCCUCUUUGAGAACAGGAGUGUAUGGGAGGAAGAUUUUGUUGACAACCCGAAUGCAAUCAGUGGCAGAUUUAGCAUCAGCUGUAAUGAGAUGUGAAAGGGAGCGCUUUCCAUUAUGUGGACUUGAAGAAACUGAAAAUUUAGAACUUUUUAACCAUCAUGUCUUCACCUAUCCAGAUCCCCAAAAAUUUGAAGAAUUACAAGAAGCUGGAGAAAAAAUUGCAAGAAACUAA